Messenger RNA from Pyricularia pennisetigena, 3084 nucleotides. RefSeq lists its product as uncharacterized. The record is from RefSeq and is a predicted model, not a curated record. The coding region runs from base 1 to 3084 and encodes 1027 amino acids. Lineage: Eukaryota; Fungi; Ascomycota; Sordariomycetes; Magnaporthales; Pyriculariaceae. Gene Ontology annotation, molecular function: small GTPase binding; tRNA binding. The transcript is spliced from 3 exons. Gene Ontology annotation, biological process: tRNA re-export from nucleus. Gene Ontology annotation, cellular component: cytoplasm; nuclear matrix; nuclear pore.
AUGGAUGCGCAGAUCGAGAACGCGAUCCAAAUAGCCUGGGACCCUCAGUCCGACCCCUCUCUUAAGAGCCAAGCCUUCGAGUUCUUGCAGCAGCUUCGGGCAGAUCCCUCUGCUUGGCACAUAUGCUCGACGCUUUUUACCAAGUCACCGCGGUCGGCCGACGUGGUUCGUCUUGUAUCUCUUGAGAUCGUUAACCUGGCUGUGCAAGUCCAGCAGCUCGAUGCUGCCAGCCUCACGUUCCUCAAGGAUUCUCUGCUCGACUAUGUCAAGCGAACUUAUGGCCCGGGUGCUCAGGAUGAGCCAGAUGUCCCCAGCUUGCAGAACAAGCUCACACAGACUCUGACAUAUCUGUUUGCACACUUGUACAAGUCGGGUUGGGAAACUUUCCUCACGGAUUUUCUCGCCUUGACGGCCUCGUCGGAUGGGAACCCUCGCCAGAGGGACAACAUCCGAGGUGUUACUCUGUACCUGCGAAUCCUAGGCUCCGUACACGAUGAGAUCGCCGACAACAUGCUGGCCCGCCAGGGCAACGAAGGCAAGCGCAACGCCGAGCUGAAGGAUGCCAUUAGAGAAAGGGAUAUGCGGAUUGUGGUCGAGUCGUGGCAGGACUUGCUUUCGCAGUAUACCGGACGAAACGACGCUAUCCUAGAGCACACACUAAAGGUUAUGGCCAAGUGGGUUAGCUGGAUCGACAUAUCCCUGGUAAUCACCCAGGAUAUGCUCAACUUGCUGUUCCCUCUCAUUGGACGUGUAAACGCCCAAGGUGGAGCCGACAUGGUCCGGGAUGCAGCGAUCGAGGCGUUCACUGAGAUAGCAGGCAAGAAGAUGAAGCCUGCGGACAAGACGGAGCUUAUCAGCUUUUUGAACCUGCGUCAAAUCAUCUCAGAGCUAGUCGCCAGCCCACCCCUCAGCCAGUUCCGCGGUACUCACCGAUACGAUAGCGACCUGGCAGAAUCCGUGGCGAAGUUGGUCAAUGUGGUCGUCACGGACGUUGUCAAGGUUCUGGAGGACGGGUCCGUAGGAGAGGAGACACGGGCAAAGGCUGGACAGCAUCUGCAAGAUUUCCUACCGCUGCUGCUACGCCUUUUCUCGGAUGAAUACGACGAGGUCUGCUCAACCGUCAUACCAUCCCUCACAGAUAUUCUUACGUUUUUGCGCAAGGUCCCCGAGCUACCCGACGCCUACAGAGAAAUGCUACGACCCAUCAUGGAUGCCAUUGUCGCUAAGAUGCGAUUCGACGAAACUUCACACUGGUUCGAAGGCGAAGAAGCUGAAGAGGAGGCCGACUUCCUCGAACUACGUAAGCGUCUGCAGAACCUCCAGAAGAGUGUAGCGGCUGUGGACGAGAACUUGUUCAUCGACGUUAUGAGCAAUCUUGUCGCAACUACGCUGCAGAACUUGGACGAGCGGGGUGCACAAAUGGACUGGCGGGACAUAGAUCUCGCGCUGCACGAGCUGCUACAGUUUGGGGAAUUGGCCUUGCCCAAUCAAGGGUUGGCCGCCAAGAGUCAACCAUCUAGCAAUGCUGCGGAGAGGCUCAAUGUUAUCAUGCGCAAGCUGGUUGAAUCAUCUAUCGCCGACUUCCCCCAUCCGGCAGUCCUGCUCCAGUACAUGGAGGUCUGUGUUCGUUACUGCGUCUUCUUUGAGACCAAUCAUUCCUACAUCCCUCGGGUGCUGGAGAACUUUGUUCGUUUGGUCCAUUACGAUCUCACAAGGUUUCGGGUGCGGUCCUGGUAUCUGUUUCACAGGUUCGUGAAGCAGUUGCGGGCUCAGGUCGGUAACGUAGCCGAGACGAUAAUACAAUCGAUCGCGGAUCUCCUGCCCAUCAAGGCCGAGGUGUCUGCGGAAGACGGCUCCGAGGAUGACAUGUCGUCGGACCAAACCGACAACUCAGCCGACGCCAUCUUCAAUAGCCAGUUGUACCUGUUUGAGGCCAUUGGCUACAUUUCAUCCACCUCGGCUACCCCGGUCGACAAGCAGGCUUUGUAUGCAAGGUCAGUAAUGGAGCCAUUAUUCAGAGACAUGGAGAAUCAUCUGGAGAAAGCCAAAUCGGGUGAUGCACAAGCCAUUCUACAGAUCCACCACGUCAUCAUGGCGUUAGGUACUUUGGCCCACGGCUUUGGCGAUCAUGCGAAGCCGGGACAUCAGCGGCAGACACCCGACAAGCUAGUCUCUGCUGAGUUUGCCAGGGCGGCCGAGGCCAUUCUGAUUGCCCUCGGGCAGCUCAAUUCUCGUAUGGAUAUCCGCGCCGCCUGCCGCUCGGCCUUCUCCAAACUCCUCAACGUACUUGGCUCAGCCGUGCUUCCACAACUUCCGCAGUGGAUCGAGGGUCUCCUUUCACAAAGUUCGUCCAAAGACGAGAUGGCCAUGUUCCUUCGUCUGCUAGAUCAGGUCGUGUACGGCUUCAAGACGGAGAUUUCGGAUGUCCUUAACUUGCUGCUCACCCCACUUCUCCAGAGAGUAUUUGCGGGACUCGCUGAACCCAUCACCGGCACCGACGAUGAGAUCCAACUAGGGGAACUGAGGAGGGAAUAUCUCACUUUCCUCCAGAUCAUCCUCGACAAUGACUUGGGAGCAGUGCUGGUCAGCGAAACGAAUCAGGGUUUCUUUGAGUCGAUCAUCUCGUCGGUUGUGAGUUUGGCCAAGACUAGUGGCCAUGUCAAUAUGGUAGCCAGUCGUCUUGCGUUCUGCACGCUGUCCAGGAUCGUCGCCGUCUGGGGAGGCCCGGAUGUGGCCAACAUCUCUGCCAAUCCAUCAGCACCUACCGGCGCCCCGACCCCAGCAAUUCCGGGCUUCGACCAGUUCAUGAUUGAUCGCUUCCACCCUGUCUGCUUCGAGGUGCUGCAAGAUCCGCAGUUCAACCCGAGCAAGGACGCCCAGUCCAAGCAGGUGCUGAACGAGAUAGCAGCAUUGGAGCAGGCUAUUUACGUGAAAACGGGCGAUGCCUUUAUCAGCCAUCUCCAGUCUUCGCUGUUUCCUGCGCUAGGUAUCGACGGGACCGAAUUCCUUCGAUGCAUGACAACAUCGACCGAUAAGAAGACGUUUGGAAACUACCUACAAAACCUAAUCAAGAACCGGAGGUAG